This is a messenger RNA of Diorhabda carinulata, 1807 nucleotides long. RefSeq lists its product as uncharacterized. The transcript is spliced from 7 exons. Bases 812 to 1768 code for a protein of 318 amino acids. Gene Ontology annotation, biological process: synapse organization. The record is from RefSeq and is a predicted model, not a curated record. Lineage: Eukaryota; Metazoa; Arthropoda; Insecta; Coleoptera; Chrysomelidae. Gene Ontology annotation, cellular component: neuron projection membrane.
AGUGUAGUUGCGUUUUUGUUUCGGUGUAUCAACCCUGGAGGACGCGAUCGCUCUUCGGAAUGUGUUUCGGGAUAGCGAGGAUAUCUCUAGGACAUGAAGGUGAUUUAUCAAUGGGGAUUUUUUGGUUGUGUUCAGGGAUUGUUGUAGAUUGAGCGGUUUUUGUUCUUAGAUCGCAGAACGUUUUCGAGGGGAUUAGUGUGUUUUUUUUGUUUUAUUUUCAAGUCGUUAUAAGAAAAAGUGCUGUUAAAAUUGCGUGUUUCAUUUUUUUUUAGUUUUUCGUUAUAAUCCCCCAUAAUUUUUAUGGAUACCACUAUUCUAAUGAAUUUUUAUGAACAUAACAGACGGUUUUGUGGAAAUUCCAUAUAAUAUUUGACACAAAUUCCACGUGAACUUUUAAAGAUUCUCAAUUAUUACUCAAUUCAUAAAAACAUGUUAACAAAGCUGUCAUGUACGGGUUUUACCUUGAAAUUGGAGAUAAUACCGCUUGAAAGUGAGUCAAUAACGAUGAAACAGCAUUUAAUUUUCCAUAAUGUGCUCGAACCCUCAGAACAUCGUUUCCCUCUAUAAUAAACGGUAUUGUAAACGAUGUGUGGCCCAAUAAAGGCGAAAUCCAGUCCAUAUUCUCGGCGAACAACUAUUUACACACACCUACAAAAUGGAACUCUGAACUGUGACGGAGCUCGUAAUUCGGCCAAUUUCCGAUAAUAAUACGUUUUACUUGUGCUGUAGUGCAAAUGAUCAGAAACUUUUGUGAUUUAACAUGUUGACAGACGUGUAAUAAUAAUAUGGACAGUGAAUUAAAUUUGUAACUAUGAGUGAUCGUAAAUUGACUUUACGUUUGUUCAAGCAGUUUUAUGUGUUGAUAUUGAUGUUAGGAUUUGCACCAAUUAUGUCAGGAUUCAACUGGGAAGAGGACUCCAAUAACAAUACUAACUAUAUACUUUCACCUGCCUUUGAUGAUAUAUUUACGAGAGAAAUCCACGCAACUGUAGGUCAGACACUUCUUCUUCCUUGUACAGUUAGGAAUCUAGGGAAUAAAGUGGUGUCAUGGAUAAGAAGUAGGGAUUUGCAUAUUCUCACGUCUAGUCGACAUACUUUCUCCAGCGACCGGCGAUUCGAGUCAGUGCACACUGACAGCUCCGGGGAUUUUUGGGGUUUGAGGAUACGUGGUGCACAUGUCGCAGAUACGGGACAAUACGAGUGCCAAGUUAAUACUGAACCAAAAAUGAGUUUGGCUAUAUUUCUUACUGUAUCACAAAAUGCAGAUGAUCACAAUUCUCUUGAAGAAGAGACCAGUUCCAGUUCCAAAUGGAUCAGCCAAGCUUUGAUAAAAGGUCCCAGUAUAGUAUAUGUACAAAUUGGUUCUCCGGUUACAUUACAAUGUGAAAUAUCUCCUUUAUCUCUUCAGUCUGGUAUACACAGAUUAUUUUUCACAAGUAAUAUGAAACCUGUAGUACGAUGGUUGCAUAACGGUGAAGAACUCUCGUUUGAGUUCACAAAGGAUAAUAUUACAGUCGAGACUGAAUAUAGGGAUAAAGAUCAAAGAAUAUUCAGCAGAAUCCGUAUUUCUUCGGUGUCAUUGGGAGAUGGCGGACAAUAUACGUGUAUGCAACCAUCUGUAAAACCAGACAGUGUAAAGCUGAUUGUGGUGGAAGCUGAACAUUCCGAAGCAAUGCAAAGAGAUUCUCCAUCCUACUCAUCUGGUAUUCCAUUGAGGAAUCGGAAAUACUUCGUGCUUUAUUUAUUAUUUCUUUUUACAUUUGUCUAAUUUAGGAAAAUCUGCUAAUAAAUAUAUUUUUCCAUAUGA